GAUUUGGCAACUACAUACGUAAAUCUGGAAUCUGAUAAUUACCUGGUCUUCAAUUAUACUAAACAGGAUUGAGGUUUACUUUUAUGAUUGCAGAUUAUUUCUCUGAUGAGUUCCAAGCAAUAUAACAAUUACAAUGCUAGUAUUGUAAAUGGCCGCUUGAUAUUGCCCAUCGUGAUGAUAUCGAGCUUUGGAUGUCAGGCCACAGGAUUGUUUCAUGAAGUAAAGUUGUUUGCGGCUUCGGUGGUUAAAGUAUGCCUGAGCAGUGACAAUUUCCUAUUCUGCGCUUCUGAGGAUGGAUUGAUUAUGAUGUUUGAUGUGCGAAUUCCUGGUCCUCAGCAUCAUAGGUGGAGCGAUGAUGUUUUGAUCCCAAAGGCUAGCCUCGAAGAUUACAUGAGGAGGGUUCAAGGGUUAGAAAUCCAGGCUGUGCACACAGAGAAGCUUUGUGAACAAAGAGUGAAGUCUAAUUGCGAUCGACUGGAUGAGGAGAUCGAGGACAUAAAAAAGCAGUACGAACAUACAGUGGACGUAGCUCGGGAUGAGCUCCUGGCACUUUCAAUGGAGAAAUCUGCAAUGGAGCUGAAUGCGGAAAGAAAACAGAAGGAUGUUCAGGCUAUUCAUGCCCAGCAUCUGAAGGACAUGGAGGAUGUUUACAAUAGAAUGACUGUGGUAGAGAUCUCAAGGUACGAUGAAUUUGUGCGGAGCAAGGAUGCAGCAAUUAUUCGCUGGACCCAGCAAAUGAAAUCUCUAAGUAAAGAACAUGAGGUUGCACUUCAGGAGCUUAUGGAAGCAUGCGAGGCAAAACUCGAGGAUAGUCGAGAAGUGCUCAAGAAAUCGAAAGAGACCAAGGAGGAAACCACCUUUAACUUGGAAGAGAUCCGAAAAGUAUUGGAGGAAGAUAUCAAUCUUGAGAUUGAUGAAAAGAGAGAACAGUAUGAACUGAAGUUGAUGAUAGCAGAGGAAGAGAUACAAAAAGUCCUGGGUGAAAAUGGUAUCCUGAAAUACAAAUUUGGUCUCUUCCAAAAGGAUGUAGACAUGUCAUUUGCAGAGUUGAGCGAGUUGGUGAAUCAGAAGAAGGAGCUUUUUGAAAUCAUUCGUCAUUGCCAACACAACAUUCAGAUGCUUGAAAAAAAUUUAGAAGAAAGUGAAGAACUACUACAGGAGAAAAACAAGCGCAUCAAUGGCCUCAAACGAGCUAAUCAGGAACUAGAGAAGUUCAAAUGGAUUCUGGACUACAAACUGAAGGACCUUAAGGAGAGUAUCAAACCUUCUCGAAUUCAAGCCGCAGAACUUACAGAAAGAAUAGGAAAAAUGGAGAACGAGUUAAUUAGAGCACGCCAUAUCUCGAAAGACAAGGAGCUUAUGCUGAGAAGCCUGAAGGCCAAGCUGCACGCUGCUGGUGUAGAAAAACAGAGGAUGCUUUUAUCCAUCUCAAAAACAACCCAAGACUUUAGGAAUUUUCAAAUCGACUUUCACGAAUUGUCACAGAAGAACGAGAGUGUUCGAGUUCUGAAGAAGGAACUUUUGAAGGUGUUUCGGAAGCACGUCAAAGGCAAGCUCGGAGUGAGAAAUUUCGAGAGAUCUCCGGAGGAUGGAGCAUUCUUUCAACGAGAGCUGUUGGAAAGGAAGGUGAAAUCACUGGAGCACGACAUAGAAAAGGAGAGAAAGAACAACAACAGACUUCGCUUGCGUUUGGUAAAGGACAACCAGUACCUGGUAGAGUAUACAGAAGAGUUGCGUGAGGAAGUACGAAGCAGGGAAAGAACACCGAUGACAAGCGCUGCGAGCUCAAGGUUCAGUUCUAGGCCUACCACAUCAGAUGGGAAAGAUCAGUUGUCCUCGAUGCGUAAACAGGUGGCAGAGCUGCAACUUCAGCUGUCAGCUAGAUGUGCACAAGUUGAGUUAUUGCAAGAGCAGUUAGAUUCCUCUCUAGAUGGUGAGCUCAGGCAAUGUGUCGAUGUGAGGAAGUUGCCAUCAACUCGUCGAUGACCACUUGCAAGGAGCACUUGCAAUCAACCCAAUUUGUUUGAUUACUGGGUCUGGACAUCAGAGAUUCCUGUUUUGGAUCUGUUCUAGCUCAUGGACCAGGUAAAUCUAAGAGUGAGUACCCCUGUAUGACUGCAUACAGAGGCCACGCAUAGUACAGAAGCAUGAACUUAAAGCCAGAUUAGAAUACAUUUUUAAAAAAUGCAUUUCAAUUGACCAUCAUGCAGACAAUUACAUCAUGGAGAAUAUGUUGGCUCUUGGGUUCCCGUUCCAAUAUACAUCUGUUGUAUCGUGCA
Molecule: messenger RNA, 2279 nt
Organism: Physcomitrium patens
Lineage: Eukaryota; Viridiplantae; Streptophyta; Bryopsida; Funariales; Funariaceae
Source: RefSeq, a predicted model, not a curated record